UGUUUUAAAAGUCUGAAAAUUCUAUAAUUCUAUUAAAAUGCUAAAUUUUUCUGUCGAUUGCCUUAACGAUAUUAUUGAGUGUUUAGAGAAUGAUCCAAAGACUUUGUAUUCAUGCUUAUUAGUUAAUCGAAUUUGGUGUAAAGUUUCUGUCAGAAUUUACUGGAGAAAUAUUAGAAAUCUUAAUACUUUAAUCGCUUGCCUUCCGAAUGAUUCAAAAAAAAUUUUACAUAAUAAUGGAAUUUCAAUUUCAACUUCAAAAACUCCAGUGUUUAAUUAUGCAUCAUUUUGUAAAUAUUUGGAAGUUCAUAAAGUUAUUAACAAUGUUGGACAUUUUCUUCAGAAAUGGGAAUCUCCAAAUUUAAGCAAUGAUAUAACUAUGUUGUCACAGGAAAUAUUCAAAUUACUUAUGUGUCAGAUUUCUUCUUUAAGAGAAAUAACAUUCAUAAAAACGGCGUCAAUAAUUUUUACAUCAUAUCCUGGAGCAAAAAAUUGUUUAAAGUAUCUCACAAAAUUAUACUGUAAUUCAAAUAUUUAUCCUGGAUUUUUUCAUCUGUUAUCUCAAGUAUGUCAUACUAUACAGAUUUUAAGGAUAGUUGUAUUCAAUGAAGUCACUUCAAAUGAUUUGGCAAAUUUAAUUUCUGUUCAGCCUAAUUUAAAGCACUUUUAUGUGACUCAAUCUAGUGAUAUUGUAGAUUUGACAGAUAUAAUCGCUUUAGUAGCAAAGAAUACUAAUUCUUUGACUAAAUUUUUUAUCCGUGGAAAUUUAAGACGUGUUCCUAUACCAUUAUCAACUAUUGCUAGAUUCACAAAUUUACA
This is a messenger RNA of Rhizophagus irregularis DAOM 181602=DAOM 197198, 816 nucleotides long. RefSeq lists its product as uncharacterized. The record is from RefSeq and is a predicted model, not a curated record. NCBI's taxonomy places the organism in Eukaryota, Fungi, Glomeromycota, Glomeromycetes, Glomerales, Glomeraceae.